Molecule: messenger RNA, 714 nt
Organism: Nelumbo nucifera (sacred lotus)
Lineage: Eukaryota; Viridiplantae; Streptophyta; Magnoliopsida; Proteales; Nelumbonaceae
Source: RefSeq, a predicted model, not a curated record
UAUGAAACAAGUUUCCUCAUCCUUGUUGAAAUAGUUUCUUUCUUUUCUUCCUUCCUGUUGAGCGAAAAUGAGUUCCAAGGUUGUUUUACUUUUGGGCCUGGUAGUUGUUCUUGUCAUCUCCUGGGAGGUGGCAGCGUCUGAAACCACGAAAGAAGAAAAAACACAGAAGGCAACGGGGACAAACGGAGGAGUUGGUGAAGCCAAGUAUGGCGGAUACCCUGGUGGAGGGUACCCUGGAGGUGGAGGAUAUGGUGGAUACCCUGGACAUGGAGGAAAUGGUGGAUACCCCGGUCGCGGUGGUUACGGAGGAGGCCACUGCCGAUACGGUUGUUGUGGUGGCGGGGGGUACCAUGGAGGUGGCUGCCGACGUUGCUGCUCCUACCUCGGCGAGGCGCCUGACGCUGAGACUGAAGCCAAGCCUCAAAACUAAAGUGUCGCGCGCAUUGGAUUGGACUUUGGAGUGGUGUCUCAACACUCAACACUCAGCACUCCGUUCUAUGUUAGUGUUUGUGUGAGAAAGUUUGAUAAAUAUGAAUAAGGAAGCAUGUAUCAUGUAUGAAUCCCAUCUUCAGUACUCAUGCUGAUUGAUAUCCACUGUGAAAGCCUUGUAAAACCACUACCAGUUGCUCUGCUGGCUUUACCCAUGGGAGUAAUAUUAAUUAGCUUUUAGGUUUUUUCCAAUAAAUGCUGAUACAGUACUGCUUACCACUUUCA